Ceratina calcarata is the source of this 1539-nucleotide messenger RNA. RefSeq names its product tRNA modification GTPase GTPBP3, mitochondrial. Gene Ontology annotation, biological process: tRNA methylation; tRNA wobble uridine modification. Lineage: Eukaryota; Metazoa; Arthropoda; Insecta; Hymenoptera; Apidae. The transcript is spliced from 5 exons. The coding region runs from base 23 to 1519 and encodes 498 amino acids. Gene Ontology annotation, molecular function: GTP binding; GTPase activity; protein binding. The record is from RefSeq and is a predicted model, not a curated record. Gene Ontology annotation, cellular component: mitochondrion; cytoplasm.
AAUGUCUCUAUAGAGCUAUAAAAUGUUGAGAAUACUUUUAAGUGGAAAGAUACGCAAGUUAACUCCUACUUCAGAGGGAACAAGGAACACAUUUUUCGUUCCACUGAUUUCACUGAAAACACUCUUCAGCGACCACAAGAGAUCCUCCACGAUCUACGCGCUGUCUUCUGGGUAUGGUAAAUGUGGGGUAGCAGUAAUUCGAAUAUCAGGUCCAAGUGCAUCGUUAGCUUUGGAAAAGAUGACUAAGAUAUCUAAUCUGAAACCUAGAAUAGCUCUCUUGAGAAAAAUUCAUGAUCCAGAGACCAAAGAAGUUCUGGAUAGAGGUCUAUGUCUUUGGUUUCCAGGACCUAAUUCGUUUACUGGGGAAGAUUCUGUAGAAUUUCAUAUUCAUGGUGGUCCUGCAGUGAUCACGUCAGUCCUAAAUGCUCUUUCAAAAUUACGAUUUCAAGUGGCCCCACCUGGGGAAUUCACAAGAAGAGCUUUUCUGAAUGGAAAAUUAGAUUUAACAGAAGCAGAAGGUAUAGGAGACCUAAUCGAAGCAGAAACUGAAAAACAGCGCAGGCAGGCCUCUAAUCAAGCCAGUGGAUCUCUUCGACGUCUGUACGACUCUUGGCGUGUUACUUUACUAAACGUUCUUGCCAGUUUAGAGGCCUAUAUUGAUUUUGCUGAGGAGCAUAGUGUAGAGUCUACGGUCUUAGAAGAUGCCAAAACUACUGUACAAAAGUUGUCUAAAGAAAUUGAACAACAUCUCUCCGAUGGAAGGAAAGGAGAAAUUUUACGUAGCGGGAUUCAUGUAACGAUCCUUGGCGAACCUAAUGUAGGGAAAAGCAGCCUCCUAAAUCUUCUCUCUAGGAAAGAUGCGGCUAUUGUCACAUCUUCCCCAGGGACAACAAGAGAUGUAAUAGAGUUAACAAUAAACAUCUGUGGAUAUCCAAUGAUUCUCGCAGAUACUGCGGGUAUCAGAGACAAUCCAGAAAACGAAAUCGAAAUAGAAGGGAUUAGAAAAGCGAAGGAGUAUUGCAAGAAAGCGGAUUUCGUCGUGUGCGUAAUUAGUGCUGAAUGUAAUAUCCAGAAUUCUUUAGAAGAAUACUUGGAACAAUAUAAGAGUUCAUUGGAAAUAGAUAAAGAAAGAGUUCUUUUCGUACUGAAUAAAGUAGAUUUGCUUGAAGAGGAAGAUAAGAAGAAGUGGAAAAAACGGAACAUUAUUCCUAUUUCUUGCAAGACAGAAGAGGGGUUGAAGAAUCUUAUAAAUGCAUUAGGACAGUGUUUUGAAGAAAUGUGUGGUGAUCCCAAAGAAGAAAAUCCUGUAAUCAGUCAUGCAAGAUAUAGAAAUCAUUUAUUGCAUGUUGUAAAGUAUCUUGAAGAAUAUUUAAAGAAAACUGAAAUACCAGACUAUGACAUGGCUAUAUCUUUACAAGAUAUCAGAGGUGCAGCUAGGGAACUAGGUAAGAUAACAGGUACUAUUAGUACCGAGGAAAUACUCGGUGUCAUUUUUAAGAAUUUUUGUAUAGGAAAAUAAAGGUUCAUUUAAGAAAUGUU